CGCUGACGAGAAGGAAAUAUGGCAACAGAGAGACGGAUGUCAGCCAGAAUUCACCAUCCUCUAAUUGAGACAACCACCACGACUAUCAUUUGAACAUGGAAUUAAGAAUAGGCGCAUGCAGGGAGAGAAUACGGCGCGCCAAGCUUAUUCGAGAGAAGGAGAAAAGCCUUGGAAUCUCGCACAGCAUCUCCGCUACAGACUGACACCGCGUUUACCAUUUAGAAAAACACAAUUUAGAGGCAGUGUUUAAUAUUGCAGCGUAUUAUCUGAGUUAAUUAUACAGAAUUCUCCAAACGGCUCAUAGAAAGUUAAAAUAUCGAUAUUCACCUCAUCAUCCCCUUGAAGAGAAGACAAGAAAAUGAGGACUCCGCUCCAAGUUGACCUCCACUGCAGCCAUCUGCCAGUCAGAAAUGUAUUCCUUUGAUGACUUCGGUGAGCAGAGUAUCUGCCAGGCACGGGCGUCCGUCAUGGUGUACGAUGACGCCAGUAAGAAGUGGGUGCCCAUCAAGCCAGGCCAGCAAGGCUUCAGCAGAAUCAACAUCUACCACAACACGGCCAACAACACCUUCAGAGUGGUGGGGGUCAAGCUGCAGGACCAGCAGGUGGUGAUCAACUACUCCAUCGUGAAGGGUCUGAAGUACAACCAGGCCACGCCCACCUUCCACCAGUGGCGUGACGCCCGCCAGGUCUACGGCCUCAACUUCGCCAGCAAGGAGGAGGCCUCCACCUUCUCCAAUGCCAUGCUGUUCGCUCUCAACGUCCUCAGCUCUCCUGACGCCACAGGUCCAGCUGUGUCCCGGCAAAAUGGCCCCUCCAUCGAUGACCCUGACAGCCAGAGAAGGCAGAUGAUGGAGCAACAUCAGAUGCAGGCGCACAAAGAGAGGGAGAGACGGACCUCAGGUUCAGGUCCUCCGGUUUCAUCCGGCCACCCUUCCUCUUUGCCGUUUGUGCCCCCCCCAGUCGCCCCCCCUGCCCCGGCUCCCAUGGCUGGACCACCAGCCCCUCCUCCCCCACCAGGCCCCCCACCCCCGGGCCCCCCUCCCCCAGUUACAGUGCCCCCACCCAUGCCUCCACCUCUGCCAAUUGGCGGGGGCCCGGGGGGGCCGGGAGGGCCUGGAAAGGAGCAGCAGCCCUCGGGUCUAGCAGCAGCCCUGGCUGGAGCCAAGCUACGGAAAGUCCAGAGGGAUGAGAGUAGUCCUCCAGGGUCGGGCGCAGUCAAAAACGACGCCAACCGUUCAAGUGGUGGCAGUGGAGGAGGGGGUGAGGGGCUCAUGCAGGAGAUGAACGCCCUGCUAGCACGCAGACGGAAAGCUUCUGAGAAACCUGAAGAGGAUGACAACAAUGCCAGAGGCCCUCAGAAUUCCACGGAUGCUGUGAGGAAACCGUGGGAGAGAUCUAACUCUGCAGACAAGUCUUCUCUGGUCUCAAGGGUGAGGCCAGUCGGUAGCUCCAGUGAAGCUGACACUGAGUUUGACAGGAUGAAACAGGAAAUCUUGGAUGAAGUUGUACGUGAAUUGCAUAAAGUGAAGGAUGAGAUCAUAAAUGCCAUCAGACAAGAAGUCGGUAGAAUCAGCACAACAUAAUCUCUCAGAACGAUGGAGGAGGAGGUGGAGAGCAGGAGGAGGGGCAGGAGCAGAAGAGGAAGUGAGGGAUGAGGAGGAUGUAAGAUGAGGGUCAAAGGUAGCAGAUGGGGCAGAGCUGAAGAGAGGAAUGUCGCCUCAACAUUUCUGUGAAGUCGUAUGUGAACAUUGACUGUGACGCCGUAGAAAUGCUGUGCCGACAUUCGAAGAGGGGAGCGGUGGAAGACAAAAGAAGAAGAGAAGCGAGAGAGGGAAUUAUAAACUGAAGGGAGGAUGUACAGUGUGGAUGGACAGACGGAUGGAUAGAUUGAUAGACGGCAGGAGGGACCGACGCUGGUGCGGAGUUUGGGUGUAUGUUCCUCUCUGUGCAUCAAGAGACUCAGUCAGCCAGGUGUUGCACUCCACUAUCCUCUAUCCGUUCUAAGUCUUAAAAGAAAAUAUUUUGGUUUUCUAAGUUUUUACCGUUUUAUUAUUUAAAGAACAACUGUGACGAUGACGACCGUGGAUUACUUUAUCCUCAUGAAUAUUACUGAGGGAGAGAAACUUGCACACCAUUUCCAUCAGCCUUUUUCUAUGAUGUCUGAUUUCCUGAACCCUGGGUGUACGAUAAUGAUGAGCACACUGCGGCCAUGAGCUGACCUGCAGCUUCCACUAACCCCAAACGGGCAUCUUAAAGCACUUUAAGAUCCAUCUGCUUUAUCCAUCUGCCUGUUAGCCAUGUCACAAGCGCUGGAACUAUGGUGACAUAGUGAUAUAUGGGUGACAGUUCAUGAAAUGGAGCCGUACCUGUGCACAGACCACCUGACCCCGUCUAGCUGUUAAACUACAUAGUCCCUCUCUAGACUCUAUUCUUUGUGAACCUCUCAAGUAUGCAUGAUGCUAAUCUCUAUCUGAAUUUGUUUUUAAUUGGUUAUAAAAAAAGGUGGUACGUUUACCCCAGUGGUUUGUUUAUGUGGAUAUUUCCCUUUCUAUUUAAAGAUUGAAAUUGAAUUUGGUACUGUAUGUGAAAAUAUUGAAAAAGUGUUGCUUUUGCAACAAUGAAAUACUAAAUAAAUCAAUGGUUGUGUGAAGAUGAAAA
Hypomesus transpacificus is the source of this 2658-nucleotide messenger RNA. It is a transcript of the gene evla, whose product is annotated as Enah/Vasp-like a. Gene Ontology annotation, biological process: positive regulation of actin filament polymerization; protein homotetramerization; actin polymerization or depolymerization. The coding region runs from base 411 to 1583 and encodes 390 amino acids. The record is from RefSeq and is a predicted model, not a curated record. Gene Ontology annotation, molecular function: profilin binding; SH3 domain binding; actin binding. Gene Ontology annotation, cellular component: cytoskeleton. The transcript is spliced from 14 exons. NCBI's taxonomy places the organism in Eukaryota, Metazoa, Chordata, Actinopteri, Osmeriformes, Osmeridae.